AUGUCUGCAAUUAUAUCGUCCGAUGAAGACACUGACAGCGGCUGCGAGAGCCGUUCAUCCGGAAUCAAACAGACCGAUGCAGGCCAAGUGGCUGUUGCAGCUGGGAACCACCAGGCGCGGACGAGGAAACGAUGGUCAAGCCACUCCAAAGAGAAGGGGCGGCUGCGGAGCUCGGUGCUUGCAGACGGCGUGCACGAGGGCGUCAAGGACAAUCACAUUUCGCCGGGCCAACUGUACUCCACGGAGUCUGGGCGGCUUUUCCACGCGGGAAAGAUAUUGAUCGUUCUGGUGGGCCUUCCAGCGACAUCCAAAACGCUUGUUUCGGUGGCAAUUACGCGCUAUACGCGGUGGCUCGGGGUGCGCACGCAAUCCUUCCAUGUGUCCGAGUAUCGGCGGGCGCGGGUGCCGCAGGGGAUGGUGAAGCUACCGCUGGACUACUUCUCUGCCAGGCCAGUUACGCCGGAAGGGAUCAGACUGCGGCGCACGCUGAUAGCCGAGAUCCAGGCGGACAUGAAGAAGUUCUUCGAGCAGGGACAGCUUGCUGUCUAUGAUGGGAUGAACAUCAUGCGCGAGGAGCGCAGAAUGCUCGCCGAGGAGUUUGCUGCUCUUAAUGUAAAAGUAUUCUUCGUUGAGUCUGUCGUGAGCGAGUCAAUUCUGAGGGCGCGCACAGUGGAGAUGGCAGCAGCCUCUGCAGACUACAAGGGUUGGAAUAGGCAGGAUGCAUUGGAGGACUACAAGCAGCGCAUUGAGUUGAAUAGGCCUCUGUACGAGGAGAUGAGUCCCUCGGAGGGGCUGAGUUAUGUGAAGUACUUCAACUUCGGGGAGAAACUAGUGGUUAACAAUAACUACCAUGGAUUUUUGAUCAAUAAAACAGUGUUCUUCCUGAUGAAUCUUCGAGACAAAAAAGGCUGUGUGUAUUUUGCGCGUUGUGGCACAAGUGAUAAGGACAAAUACAUCGACGACGAGGUUCUCAAUGACGAGGGCAUCGAAUACUCGAAAGUGCUUACAGAUACGGUGCUAGAACGGAUAAACAACAGGAGGAGGGAGCAAAACGACACCCCAGGGCAGUACGAGUCUUUGCCUCUGACAUCUUCAUGCAAAUCAUAUUCUUCGGACCUGGAAAGUCCCCUCAUUUCCACUUCAGCCACAUUAAAGCGCACCGAAUCGCUUGGUAAGGCGGCGCUGAGACAGCAUGCGUCGGGCGAUGGUACUGAUGAAGACUCAUUUGUCGUUUGGACAGCCCCUCGCAAGAGAACGCACGAUACUGCCAUGUAUUUCGUCGACAAGAAGAUAACUGUACGUCAGCGCUCUCAACUGCAGCAGCUGCACCCCGGGGUGGUGGCUGACCUCUCAGAGGAGGAAAUAGUUUCUCAGUUUGCAACAGAACACAAAGAGUACAUGAAGGAUCCUUACCACUACCGCUUCCCUCGUGCGGAGUCUUAUCACGAUCUGGCCGUAAGGAUAGAACCUCUACUGCUGGAGAUGGAGCGCAUGUACGGCGACAUAUUGAUUAUUGGACACGAAUCUACACUAAAAAUUCUCUACGGUUACGUGACUGCAUGCUCUUGCCACGACAUCCCAUCGUUGAGCUUCACGCGGGAUGAGCUGAUCGAAGUGUCCUUCGGUCCGUUUGAAAAUAAAAUUGCGAAAAUACCCUUGGUUGUGGACAAAAAGCGUGUAAGUAAACAGGUUCCUGGCUGA
This is a messenger RNA of Eremothecium gossypii ATCC 10895, 1701 nucleotides long. RefSeq names its product bifunctional fructose-2,6-bisphosphate 2-phosphatase/6-phosphofructo-2-kinase. Gene Ontology annotation, molecular function: fructose-2,6-bisphosphate 2-phosphatase activity; 6-phosphofructo-2-kinase activity; ATP binding. Gene Ontology annotation, cellular component: cytosol. The transcript has a single exon. Lineage: Eukaryota; Fungi; Ascomycota; Saccharomycetes; Saccharomycetales; Saccharomycetaceae. Gene Ontology annotation, biological process: fructose 2,6-bisphosphate metabolic process; fructose metabolic process. Bases 1 to 1701 code for a protein of 566 amino acids. The record is from RefSeq and is marked provisional.